AUAGAGCGACGCGGUUCGAACCCGAACUCUGGGAGCGGUUUUUACGUAGCGCGAUCUGGGUUUUGUCUCUCAGUCGAUUUAGGGAGGCGUACCCCGUUUGGCAAACCUUUCUUUCUACCUAGAGAAAUUGUCCAGAAAUUGUUCUAUUUUUUAAAGUUUCAGCGACACGUGCCAUGAAUACGCUGUGAAUCGAUCAAAGACGCCAAAAUGCAACGUGGUAGCUGUGCAAUUUUAGCCCUGUUGACUGCAGCUUUAGUUGCAUCUAUUGGGUUAGCAAGGGCAGACGAAUGUAUAACUGGAUUCAGUGUGGUGGCUCCCGAACUAGCUGUCCCAGGAAAAACAACUGCCGUUUUUGUGACUUUCAACAACCCUUCUGUACCCAAACAACCCUUAAAUGUCACACUCCGAUUGCUGGGUAACUCCCAAGGGAGUUACGAGAACACAAACCCUCCAAUGGUCGAAGUAACUGAAGAAAUCAAAGGUCACGGUAUCCUUACACUGCAAGUGCCGGCGGACGCCACUGGCAGCUGCAUGCUGCAAACGCUGAUCAAUUGUUCGGUGUCGAGCGAGGGCAGUGGCGUGGAAGAGGACGGGAACUGCGAGCUGAAAAGUUCAUCAGAAGUGCGACUGGUCGGACCCGUCAGGGACGUCAUCGUUAGACCGGCAAAGCAUGCGUACAGGCCUGAAGAAAUAGUCUCAUUUUGGGUCCUCGCGUUGGACCAUGAUCUUCAGAUUGCAUCAGGUUCAGUUGCCACUGUGAGCGUGAAGGAUCCUCAAGGCACCAAAGUUGCCAUUUGGGAUCAAGUCCCUCUAGAUGAAGGAGUUAAGGAGUUCAGUUUACCUCUAAGCCCGUACGCACUCAUUGGACGUUGGUUGGCAUAUGUUGAGGUAGAGCAAGCUGAGUUCUACGCCUCAUUUGAGGUAGCACCAGGCGCUGGUGGAGGUACUCCAGAUGUCUCAGUCGCCGAAGAACACUACGUGGAACUACGUUUCGGCAAUGAGAUGCGCAGGAGGUACAAACCAGGUCUUCCAUUUUCAGGAAAGGUUGAAGCUAUGAGUACAGAAAAAUCUGUCAGAGUACGUGUCAAAGUUUAUGACAACACUACAUCAAUCUAUUCUCAAGAUAUCGAGAUCUCUAAUGGCGAAGGAACGUUUGUAGUGCCUGCUAUAUUGGCUGAUAGUGAUAUUAUAGCACUUCAGGCUGAAUUGGUGUCCGUAGAAAGCAAAGAGAUAGAAAGCCAUUAUGUACUAGCAAGAGAACCCAUCCACAAAUGGAAUUCAUCCUCAGAUUGCUAUCUCUUGGUAGAAGGGGUAGAACAUACCCUACAGCCUGAAGAGUCAGCCUACGUCACCAUCCUGUCGACGUGUCCCUGCGAAAAGGACAUGCACUACGUCAUCACGACGGACGGUAGGAUUACGGACUGGGCUCAAAAAAGACACGAGGAGCUUACUUUGUUACCCAAGCCCACCGGCGAUACUAGCGCCACCUGCCGGCUUAGCUUUAGUUUUAUUGUCAAACCCGUCAUGGCUCCUGUCAGUCAACUUCUUGUUUACUACGUCACACCACAGGGUGAACCUGUAAGUGACGUGAUCAGCUUCAACGUCAAACUGUUCAACAAACAGGUCUCAGUCAACAUAGAAGAUAGAGAAUACUGGCUAUCAGAUCAAUCUGUUGACCUGGAAAUCAUUGCCGAGCCUUCUUCUUUGGUGUGUCUGCUUGGUGGUAGAGCCAGUUCAACCGGUGACCUCAGAUUUGAUCCUAGAAUAAGUGAAGAACCUACACCUUCUCCUAUAACUGGAGAAGUAGAUUUCUUGGAGGCAGGAGUAUCCUUCUUCCAGAGACAAUGUGCCAGAAGAGGGAAUUCGGGAAUGUCGGCCAUAUCCUAUCGGCAAAGAGGAUCAGGUGCUGGACCAUCUGGAUCAAGAAGGAGACCACCAGAGAGUCUAGUGGGAGGAUCGCCUCUGGAUCAGUUGUGGAUGUGGACAUGCUUCAAUUACUCAUCGGAAACUUCCUCGACAGAAUUAUCGAUAACAACUCCCAAAGAAGCGGGAAAAUGGACGAUCUGGGCGCUGACAGUUUCCAGAGCCGGACUCAGGUUUUCCGCGCCAGUAAAACUACAAGUUUUCCGGCCAAUGACUGUUGAGUUUCACAUGCCUCCAAGUUUAAGAGUUAGAGAAACACUAGAAGUGGAUAUCAAAAUCGGAAACAACAUUAACUCAUGCAUAGACGUUACUGCCCUUUUGGCUUUGAGCGAAGGAGCCCAAUUUGUUAGCAAUGGAUUGCUCUACGUCACUGAACGACUAAGAUUAGGACCUCAUGGGGCAACAUCGUUGGUUGUUCGAGUCACAGUAACUACACCUGGAUCUAAAAAUAUGACAGUGGAAGUGAACGGAUACACCAGCUCUACCUGCGAGGGCCUGGAAAACGUAAACAACAACACACUUUCGGGGGCAGUGAUGCAUUCCCGAACGUUCCAGGUUUAUCCAGAGGGAGUGGAACGUGUACACACCGAGAGUUCUUAUUUCUGUGCCAACGAAAAUCUAGUGGUUUCUACCACAGACAAUUACAAAUACGAAUGGAUAACAGCUCCAAAGAACCAUGACAGCAUCAUCGUAGAGAUCAAACCAACCAAGUCGCGCAAUUUAGGACCUGUGCACUUAGCCCUGGCUGAGAACAAGAACAAACUUGACAAGAUGUACAGAAUAACGAUAGGAGAUGCUCAAAAUAGCGUCAGCCACAUUGGAAGAGGCAAACACAAUUAUGGUAUUCAAUUAAGUUCUAUUCAAACUCCUAAUGUACUGGGCGAAGAUGUCUGGAAGUCUUACUGGAUUUCGUGGGACAAAACAAUGAUAUCUUUCGGAAAUGGAUCAGUACCCCACAACAACACGUUGCUGACUUGGAAGAUGGACAAAAAAGUUAAAAUAAAAGAAAUAGGAUUUGCCUCUGCGUGGGGUGCUUUGGCAGAAUUUAGAGUGUGGAAUUUCAACGACGAAUCUGGAUAUAGCCAAGUCCUGCAUCUGGAUACGCCCAAAAACGUGGUUCCUGGAUCUGAAAUUGGCCAGCUAACAAUUUCAGGCGGUCUGGCAAUGCCACAGAUUAAUAAAAUAGCUGGAGGAGGACUCACAGCUUCUCUGGCCUCUCUAACACCGUUGCUAACAAUUGAAAACCAAGACAAAAACAACGAUUCCAGUAAAUUUGACUUAUUCAAAUUGUUACCAGAAAAAAUACAGUCAAUAUUGUCUUUUAAAAAGGAAGACGAUUCGUUUAGUGAACAUCCGAUGUUCGGUAGUCACAAGGCAACUGUGUCAAUUUUAGAAGUACUGUCAAAAGUACAGUUGUAUUUCAGCAUUGAUCCUGAUUUGAUUCAAGCCGUGAAGCGUUGGAUUCAGCUGCGUCAGGAAGAUGAUGGCAGGUUCACACCCCUGGAUGCUGACAUCAAAUUUUCAACUACAAACAGUAGUUCUUAUGGUAUACCUCGAAAAAAUAUCACUCCUGAAACAUUGCGAUUCGAAAGUGUUGUUGAAAUCACUGCAGAAACUGUAAUAGUCCUUUACGAGAUUGGAAUUGAGACCGAUACGGAUUCAGAUACGCUACAAAAGGCAAAAAUAUUUCUGGAAAACAGUCUGCCUAAUGUGGAGUUUCCCGAAACAAUGGCUGCUGUAACCCUAGCUUUAGUUUUGGUGCGAAGCGCCACAGCAGCUUGGGCCAUAGAAAAACUGAGGAAUGCUUCAACAACUGAAGCUGGCGAGUUCGGUUGGCCAAGAUUCGCUCCGAAAAGAGACGCAGCUGAUUGGCUAUACGAGUCAGAGUCAGAAAAGACUUUAAAGAUGCCUUUAGUCACCACUGUAGAAGAAUACAAGGCUUCGUUGUACGCUCUGUCAACUUUUUGCAUCAUUGGGGACCUAAAAAGUGCCCAAAGUGUGGCAAGGUUCUUGUUUUAUCGUUCCCAUAUGCUCGACAAUCACUACGAACUUCUGUAUCCCGCUGUCAAAUCCUUUGUGGAGUACGACACUCUAGCCAAGGAUCAACAAAGGUCGCUGACUAUUUCUCUAGCAACCUCCGGCAUGGAACUCACAGAGACUCUUGAGCUAAAUUCAAACAAACCAUCACAAACCUUAUAUUUACCCAGUCUACCAACCAAGGUGUUUGUUUAUGCUACUGGAGCAGGCUGUGCAACUAUAGAGGGUAAAACAUCAUAUUCCACGUAUUCUGUGAACAGUAAGACGGAGCUUCUGGAAAUAGGGUCUGAAGUGGUAGAAGAAAUUCAGCCUGAUCGCAGUUCAAUAGAAGAGAUCGAAGGGAAACCGCCCACUUUAAAAAUACAAACAUGCCUCAAGUGGAAAGGUGACAAACCCUCUGGAGUCCUCCGUAUGGAAGUCACCCUCUUCUCCGGCUUCGAGAUCACUCCCAACCCUCCGCAACUUCUCAACCCGCCCAGAGAAAUGGCGGAAAUGCAACACGGCAGUCACGCAAACACACUCUGGUUCGUCUUCGCCAACAUCUCCGUCACCUGUCCAGUCUGUGUCCAGUACAACGUCCGCAGUCCAUACGUCAUCACAGGACGCAGACCGGCUUAUGCCCGGGUCUAUCCCGUCACUAGACAUGAUUUAGCUGCCGAGACUUUCUUCCAUGUUCAAGGGAAGAGCUCUAUGUUGAGUUCAAUCACUACAGAUGAUGUGAUCACUUGGUUUGGGGUUGAUGGGAUUGGGAGUACUGGUAUGGUUAUUCCUGAUGAAUGCAUGAAGAAAUUGGUGCGAUUGAAUUCGACCAAAGAUGAAACUACAUCAAGUAGUGUAACUUUUGUCACAAGAUCACCAGAGAAGGUUAAUUUUAUUAGUUUAGCUACUAGAGCUUUUGAAAUUGAACAAAAUUUGAGUGCCGAAAAUAAAAACAAAGAUGUCUUUACCACUGAACGACCUAGAGCUUCAACAAUCGUUCCGGAAUCAGACGAAGAAUACAUAACUACCACUGAACUAAGCGAGGUGGAUAGUGUAAAGAAAGUACUUCUGGGUCAAGUCAAAACAAGUCCCGUAAAAUUGAAAAUAUUCAAACCUAACACUAAAACGUCCAGACAUUUUGAAACAGCUGGUUUGAGAUCUGAAGAAAAGAACUCCAGAACAACGCCAAACGAGUUAAGUCAUGAUUACAAGCUCACUCAGGUGUACAAGCCUGAUCAGACGUUAGAGACUCCUCAGUUGUUAACUGGGAAAUCAUCUCCAACUGUACCGUGGACUCAUCAAACUACAUAUGCUCCUACGACACCCACUGGUACUGCUAGUUCUGUAGUACAAACAAUACGUCAUGUGAACACUGCUCAAAUACAAGAUGUACCAGAGAAAUUUGUUAGGCUCAAGGUUGAAAAUGGUGAUGACUCGAAAGAGGCAAAUUUUGAUGUUGAAAGUAAGCAUUAUGAGUAUGUCCUGCUCAAUAAAGAGUCUUUGUGGAGUAUGCUGAAAGAGGCAAUGGACGAGAAAUUUAUUAAAAAUGAUAUUAAAAAUAUUUUGAAAGAAGAAGAGAAGAGUAGAAGUUAAAAUUUUUCUCUUUGCUUUGAAAUCUGAGUUGGUUUUAGUUCGAAUAUGCUUCCUAGUUCAAAGCUAAUCUCCAGGUAUUUUUGUCAAAACUCAAACUGGUGCUUUUUCCAUAAUUUUUAUUCAAGUAAAAAAAGCUGGUUUCUAUUGGUGAAUGAUAUCAAGAUAAUUAAAGAUAUUCCUAAAAAUCAUAUAAGAUUAAUCAAAAUUUUUUUAGGAAAUACAAAAAUAAAUGAAUUAUAAAUAUAUAAACAGUUAUUAUUUACAUCAACAAAACUCACCUUCUUAACAGCACUUAGGGACAUAAAGGGUCAUUACUACCGCCCUACUGUUCAAAAUAUUUUAAUAAAGUUGCGAUGAGUUUUUUACGGGUAUUAAGAUAUCUUGUACACGUUGCACUAAAAGAGGUUCUAAAAAGAACAAUGUUCAACUGCAAUGUCUACUAGUAAACAUUUUUAAGCUUAAAGUAUCACAACACUAUUUAUUUAAACUAAAAACUCAUAAUAAAAACUAAAGUGUCAAAACGAAUGACAAUGUCAGGAAAUAAAUAAAUAAAUGCGUCAAUUUGACAUUUUUUACAGCAGAGCUACCACCUGAAUCCCCAGCGGGAAAUUUAAAUUUCACUUAGUCAACGCGGCGCCGAUUAUGUACAUGGUUGGCAACAAUUAAUUUAAAAAUCGCGCCGAAAACAGUUUCUGAGUAUUGGUUUGGAUCAGGUUUGGAUAAUCUAAAAUAUAUACAGGGUAUCCCACUUAAGAUGGAUACAAGCCAAUAUCUUGGUUGUUUGUUGAGCGAUCUUUUUCAUUUUUCGCAGGAGUCUGUAUGGUUAUAAGUCGUACAUUUUG
Molecule: messenger RNA, 6374 nt
Organism: Sitophilus oryzae (rice weevil)
Lineage: Eukaryota; Metazoa; Arthropoda; Insecta; Coleoptera; Curculionidae
Product: C3 and PZP-like alpha-2-macroglobulin domain-containing protein 8
Exons: 26
Coding region: 208-5532 (1774 amino acids)
Cellular component (GO): extracellular region
Molecular function (GO): endopeptidase inhibitor activity
Source: RefSeq, a predicted model, not a curated record